Molecule: messenger RNA, 2455 nt
Organism: Triplophysa rosa
Lineage: Eukaryota; Metazoa; Chordata; Actinopteri; Cypriniformes; Nemacheilidae
Gene: stambpa
Product: STAM binding protein a
Exons: 10
Coding region: 166-1437 (423 amino acids)
Biological process (GO): protein K63-linked deubiquitination
Cellular component (GO): cleavage furrow; endosome
Molecular function (GO): protein binding; K63-linked deubiquitinase activity; metal-dependent deubiquitinase activity
Source: RefSeq, a predicted model, not a curated record
GGGGCAUCAGCCGAUGCAGGAAGUGUUUUAUCAUCACAGCCAUUGUAGAAACAAACAAGCAUUUCUUUCUUUACCGUGACUAAGCAUGAUUAGUAUGUUGAUAUAAACAAAUCAAAUCGUUAUUAAAAACGUAAAGGACUGCGGAAAAAUCAGGCUGGAGACAUCAUGACUGACCACAAUGACUGCAGUCUUUCCUCUGAGGAGAGGGUGCGUGCACUCACCAAGCUGGGCAGCUCUGUGGAUGUCAGUGAAGAUGUGCCGCCCCGCCGAUACUUCCGUUCAGGAAUGGAGAUCAUCCGAAUGGCCAACAUCUAUGCAGAGGAGGGGAAUGUAGAGCAUGCAUUUAUUCUUUUCAAUAAGUACAUUACGUUGUUUAUUGAAAAACUUCCUAGACAUCGAGACUAUAAAACAGCCAACAUUCCUGAGAAGAAAGAAACAAUGAGGAAAUUAAAGGAAAUCGCCUUUCCGAAAGCAGAGGAGCUGAAAAUGUUGCUUCUUAAGCAGUAUGAAAAAGAAUAUGCCGAAUAUCUUGUCCUGAAGAGAGCAGAGCAGGAGGCCGAGGCUCGAGAGACGAUCAGGCAACAGGAGCUGGAGGCCGAGCGGCAGAGACAGGCCGAGCUGCAGCAGCGGCAGCGUGAACAGGAGCAGUUCAUCACCUUCGAGGAGAAGAUCCGCAGGCAGGAACUGGAGAAAGAGCGCAGGCGGAUCGUUCAGGAGUUCAGCAUUCCAGAAUCCCCCACCCUUCCCCCUGAUCUUCUGUUGCCUGGUGUGCAUGGAACUCCACAAGCUGCGUUCUCAACACCAGCGCCCCCUGGAGAAGCUCUGGACCUUAUAUCUCCGACUUCAGGGCUCCCAGCGUUUGACCGCUCCUUGAAGCCUGGUGUUCCAGUUACUGCAGGACAAUGUGUGUCGGUAAACGGCUUGCGUCAACUCUUCGUGCCCGCCGAGCUGUGCCCGAAUUUUUUAAAGCUGGCAGAAGCCAACACAGCACGAGCGGUGGAGACCUGUGGCAUUCUUUGUGGCAAGCUGAUGAAGAAUGCUUUUACAGUGACUCAUGUGAUCGUGCCCAAGCAGUGUGGAGGACCAGACUACUGUGACACAGAGAACGAAGAGGAACUUUUCCUGAUCCAAGAUCAGAACGACCUCAUUACACUGGGCUGGAUUCAUACCCACCCCACCCAGACAGCCUUUUUGUCCAGUGUGGACAUGCACACGCACUGUUCUUAUCAAAUGAUGCUUCCUGAGUCCAUAGCCAUUGUCUGCUCACCUAAAUUCAACGAGACGGGCUACUUCCGGCUAACAGACUAUGGGAUGGAUGAGAUCGGUUCCUGCAAACAAAGAGGAUUUCACCCACAUCCAAAGGAGCCUCCACUCUUUUCUGCUAGCCGCCACACCACUAUUACUGAUGGAAGUGUGACCGUGCUGGAUCUGCGGUGAUGUCAUCCACGCUGCUUUAGAAUACGUGCCUUCGCUCCUGACAUCCCAGCAACAAACUGGCCAAGAAUCUCCCAAUGGGCUAAAUAAAGCACUACGCUGAACAUCGCCGCAGCUGCUGAGCCUCUAUUAUCUUAUCAUCUUAAGUGCAUGGAUGGCAAUUAUCUGGUUUAAUUUCAUUGAAACGCAUCAAAACUGCCGCUGGUGUCACAGAGAUGCCGCACUUCACCGUUAAGCAGUUUGAAACGAUCGUUGCAGUGUUAUCUGUUUUGUCAUUCCUUCUUUAAGCCUUUCAAAAUGAUGAAAGCAAAAUGGCUCGUGCAGGAUCACGUAAGCCUUCCAGUUACAAUUGUUCUGUUGUUUUCUUAAAAAUCCUGUUUUUGUUUUUUUUGCUCUGCUUCCAUACUGGAAAUGCUUCAGUUCUUUGUGUUGAUGAGAAGGUUGUCAUAUGUCACAGCAGUCAGUUUUAGACAGACUGUACUGAACCACUGGGUCUCACGAGUGUGUUCAUGUUUCUUGUGAUCUCACUAAAUAUUUAUAUGCUUUAGUUGCCUAGCACUUUUAUCUUUAAAUAUCACACUGUAAUUUUAACAGCGUGGGACUUCUCACAUGCACCUAAAUUUAAGAUAUAUUUAAGAUAUUACCUGAACAGCUAGGGUAACGUUAUUAUAUAUCAGACUGUUAACAGGAUAGCAGAUUGAAGCAGAGCAGUUUAAAAAAGACAUUUCAUUCCAUUUUCUCUCAGCCAAACUAUUAUCUGUUGCACUUUUUAUAAUGCAUCAUAAUACUGAGACUAACACAUCUGCAAUUGUUUAUAAUUAUUAUAUAUGAUUUAGUUAUAUAUACAAGUUUUAUAAUUGUUUAAUUGGAUUGUCUUUGUUAUGUUUUGCUUCAUUUCUUAUAUGGUACAAUGCAAACAAACAGCCUCAUUUGAGCUAUUCUCUGUUAAGUUAAAUUAAAUGUUUUGAAAGCUAGCAUUUAGUGUUCCAGUGAUCUCUGAUUAUUUAAAAUAAAAUACAAU